UACGUGCGUGCUUGCAUGCGUGCGCACGAGCUUCCAAAAUCAUCGGGCCGUCACCUGCGUCAUCUGUGCCGACAAACGAGAAGCGAUAGUGACUUAGAAAGAACAGGCAAGAUGUUUAAUUUUCACAAGCCCAAGGUUUAUCGUUCUAGUACUGGCUGCUGUAUCUGUAAGGCCAAAUCUAGCAGUUCGAGGUUUACAGAUAGUAAAAAAUAUGAAGAUGAUUUCUUGGAGUGUUUUCAACUGCAGGAAAGACGUACUGGUGAAAUAUGCAAUGCAUGUGUUCUUUUGGUCAAGCGAUGGAAAAAAUUACCAGCUGGAAUGACUCGCGACUGGCGACACGUAGUGGAUGCGCGAGCUGGUCCCGGUAUUAAGUCGCUAACAAAAUAUAAGUCAAGGAAUAAGAAGAAGGUGAAGGAUAAGCCGGAAAAGACCGAGAAGAUUGUGAAAAAAAAACAUGUUUACAUAAAGACUGAAGCUGACCGCGAGCAUAGUCCAAUCAUGUGCGACGAUUUGAAUGAAUAUUACAGUGUUGUGGAAGAAGGCAGUAAAGGUUCGAGUAGAUCAGAAAGUCCUUCAGAUAGUGAUGGUAUCCUGGAGAAACAAUUGGAUGUACCACCUAUUGAGAACACGGAAGCGGAACAGGGUCAUGUUAAUGAUUUCAUUGAUUUGUCAUAUUUUAAAAGAGAGGUCAUCUGUUGCGGCAUAAUCUUCAAGGGUCCUUAUGGUGAGGUGAUCGUGGAUCCUUCUUUACUGAAACCCUGCGUGGGUUGUCUGGCCGUCAGGAGACAACGGCAAUGUAGUAGCGAUGGCUCGUCGUCGGCAUCGGAAGCUACCAGCCCCAUCCAUUCUGCGUCCGUUAGUCCGGCGUACAGCGUCGAAUUGCCGCCGGAGGCAAGCGUCGUUUCCUCCAAGCAAAACGCUAAAACGACCUUCAGCGAUUCAUCGUCCGACUCUGGUUACGAUGAAUGCUCCAAUCAGGGUGCAGAUAGCGGCAACAAGACUGGCAAACACGGUCAGCAAGAUAUCAAGUUGCUCCAACGGAUGGACCAGAUGUCCCGUAAAUCCUUGACAGUCGAUGGCGACAUCGCAGUUGAUCCACCGCCUCAGAUCCAGUCGAUGUCGUCCAAUUAAUGCCGACUGUUCGUAGAGCGCUAAUUUAUUCUUUUCUCAUUAUCCAUACACAACGUACUCGUACACACCACUACACUACACAUACACACACAUAUGCAUAUGUAUGGCUGUUCUUGACCAUAGGGAUGCAUUUGAAGAUUUGCCAAUCGAUUUUCGCCAGGGUCCAAAGUUAAGAGAGACAAAAUUAAUAGGGGAAAAAGGGAAUUUCGAUUUGAGGAAUUUUAAGAGAAAAUUUGUUGGUAUUCUCAAUUGUAGGAAACACGACAAAGAUAAGGAAAUUUUGAUUUUAACAAUUUUUAAGAUUUCUAAGAGUAAAAUCUUAAUUUCUCAAACUAAACUGUAAAAAUUUCAAUUUUAAGAAAUUUUGAUACUUUUUUAACUUUUUUUGUUUUUUAGGAACUUUAAGGAAACAAAUUUCAAUUCAUAUCGUAAUUUUUGGAAUUCUUCAAUUCCGAAAAUUAAUUCAACAAUCGAUUGAGAAUUUCGCAACAUAUGAUCUUUAAAAUUAUAUUAUCUUCAAUAGUUCAAAAGGAAAAAAUUCUUAAAAUGUUCGACGCCGAAGUUUUUAAACUGUUGAUAAGACGUGUCACAGGAAAGUGUUGAUUGUUUUGGAUUAAAAGCGAUCGUCGAUAACCAGUGACAGGUCGAUAGCAAUAAAUGCAUAUGAAAAUGGUUAGAGUCGAUUUUUAGCAUGUAUUUAGACAGUAUUAGGAGAAAUUAAUGAAUCUAUUUAGAUAGGGAAAUUCAUACACACAUAACGCAAACAUGGCAAUCAGAUUGGCAAACUGGACCAUCGGAUCUUAAGAAAUAUAAUCCUAGAUGAUAGAGGUAAUUUAAAAGAGAGAAAAGAGUAAUUAAGUAUAUAAAAACUGUUAGUUCCUAGUUGACAAAGGAAGGUUGAGCAUGCAUCGAUUGCGCGUUUAGCACCGAGUUUAUUCAGUUCUCAUCUCAUCUCAUGUGCGGUCUUGUGCAUCAUAGAGUCCGCGAUACAUGACAUGCGACACGUUCUCGUUAGGUCAACCAAGGGAAAUGGUCGGAGAUGAUUUUUCGAUGCUUAUCGAAAUUUGAAAUUGAAAACUGUUUCCAAUUGAUAAAUGAGAACGAGCAUUUCCGAUUUUCGCCGCAUAGUGCUGAACGCGGGAGGAAAGACGGGCUAAAAAGAAAAGGACGUACAAGUGAGUACCUGCUGAGAACAAAAAGGAAGAAAACCGCAACUGUGAUCUCAUCGAGUUGCUUUUUUGGGAAAUUCUUGACAUUUUUUCACGCACAAACGAUUCUUGAAACGGAACUCGUUUAGUGAUAUAUUUUAAAAUCUCUGUGCCACGAUUCGUGGAUUCGUGAUGAUUGAGCAUUCUCAGAAUCGAGAUAAUUUAUCGUGAAGAAAUAGUAAUAAUUUUUUCGGCAUGCAAGUUCGGAUGUAGAGAAAGAUAUUUAGAAUUCAUAAAUUGCCCUGAAUGUGGAAAAGCACGGAUCUCUUGAACCGUAGUUAUUGGAGAGAGAGAAAAAAUGCAAAACUAAUGACUCUCGGCUUAAAUACUGGAUCCGAGAUCAAAUGCGAAAGUAUAAGAAAAAUGUGCAAUAAACACAUCGUCGAUCCCGUCCAGCUAAGCUAAGCUACGAGUCAUUAAUCUUUUAAGUUAUUCCUAAGCGAAUAUCAGAGAAGAAUAACACUGGUGUUUAUAAAUUAUAUAAAUUGCCCAUCGAAACGAUCCGAAAGUUCACCGACAAUCUCUUACGAUUAACGUAAAUGAAACGAGCAAGGGAUAACAGUUUUUUUCAUCAACAAUCAAACAAACAUCGAAAUCGCUGUACGAUCCGUUGUGGGGCGUGAUGUUGAUCGAACGAUUGCCUCCUCCCAUAUUGGAUCGUGUGAAUAUAUUUGUACAUUUCUUCUUUGAACUAGGAUUUAUGAUCUCUUCAUUAUGAACAAAACCGGUAAUUAUAUGUAGACUUACUAUGUUAUUAUUAUCAUUGUCAUCGUCAUCGUUGCUAUUAUUAUUAUUAUUAUGAUUUAUCAUAGCUAAUAUAUAUAUGCGACGAUCGAGGUUGGAUCGUGGCGCUUCGAUUUAGUAAUUUUUCUUUUUCUUCCCUAUUCUUUUGUGCAUUUGAUCAAAAUUAUUUUUCAUUUAUAUAAUUUAUUUUAAAGUGUAUUAAGUACGAAAAGAUAUUAAUUCGUUCCGCAGUAUGAAUGUAAAUUGAUCUCCAUUUUUUAAAAGAAAAUCUUAUGUAGGACAUAUUAUAUAAAUAUAUAUAUUUUUUAACACAUGUGCAAGCAUGCGUGUAUGUAUGUGUGUGUAUAUAUAUUAUCGUAAAUUUUAUAUACGUAUAUAUAUAUAAAUGUAUAUAUAUGUAUGUAUGUAUGUGUGUAUAUAUAUAUAUAUAAAGUUGCACAAAGUGACAUGGUUACAGAUGAACAAUGGAAAAUUAAAAGACCAAAAUUUUUUUAAGUAAAGAAAUUCUAGAAAAGCUUUUAAAUAAACAUCUCUCUUUAACAAAUUUAUGGAUAAAUUUCAUCUUUUAAGAAUGGAAGAGAUUUUCAAUUAUACAGUUAGAGACUGAUGAAGAAUUUAAAAUUUAAAGAGAAGAAAAUUCUUUUAGAUAUCCAUUGUUGAUAAAUGGAGAUUGUUAGGGAACAUAGAUUUUAUCAUAUAUUUUUAUAUACAGAAUAUAUGUAAAGCAAUGAGAGAAGAAAAAAAGAAGAAUAUCGGAAAUAAGCGCUACGAACCUGCCUGGAUUAAUAAAUGAGAGAUAUAUCGUUCCACUCUCUUAAUUUAUUUGUUUUGUAAGUUACUUUUGCAAUAUCUUUUCUAUGUACACAUACAUAUGUACAGGGUGUCUGACUAUUAUCGUGCCAACAACACUCUUGUUUAAAUAAGGUGCUGCGUCAAAUUGAAUAGACAGGUUCUUUUGUAAAAGACACGUACAUAAAAUAGUUGUCAAGAUAUAAAUUAGAGAAGAUUGAGGUGCGCGAUGCAGUGGAACUCUGGAGUGGCUCAAAUUGAAACAUGUUUCGAAUUAUUUACAUGUUUAAUAUCAGGCACCCUAUUUGCGUACAUAGGUCAGUGAUCUUCGUUUUCGUAAUCUUCUUUCUUUUUUAACACUGCCAGAGAAAGGAAAAAAUAUCGCGGUCGUCAACAUUGAUAAAAAGUGAUAAGUAACAACAACCAAGUCUGGCAAUAAUAUUAUGUAAAAAUUAUUUAUAUAUGCUUCUCGUUCUUACAAUUAAUUUAAACAAACAUAUGUGCGAUAUUACACUAGAGAUAUGUUACAGAAAAUAAUUCAGAGGAUAAACAUGGCGCGACAAGGUGUGUGUCUGUAUAUGUAAUAGAGAUAUUGAAAUUUUAAUGGGGAACCAUUAAAUUUGUAAGUGGAAAUUUUAUCGAUUAGAAGAUAUAAUGUGUGAUGUAAAUAUAUCCGCGAAGACAACUGUGCAAGUUGCGAUGGACAAACAAACCUUUUUUAUUUUUUCAAAAGAAAUGGUUUUUCAACCUAUUGUAAAAACAAAAAAAAUCUAAAGUAAAAUUACACACACACACACACACACAUACAUAUAUAUAAAUUAAUAUCUGUUUAAGAAAAGCUUUAGAGAUAAAUAAUGAGAAAUUAAAAUAUUAAAUUUGUAUUUUAACUUUUUUCUUUUUAUCGAAAAUUCAUUCAAAUGUGUAUUUUUAAACUGACUACACUUACAUGGCAAGAUUAAAAUGAUUGAGAAUAGUCUGUCCUGGAAAUGUCCAUCAGCACUUCAUUGGCAAUUGUCGAUACGCACAGUGGCUAUUGCGUAUAUCCUUUGCGAAUUGACACAAAAAAAUUCUUAUUGUUUCAUCAGCGUGUUGAGAGCGUCUUGAUGCGAAAGGACACGAUUUCUUCUUUUAUAAGAUACUGUUUCAACUCGCGGGAAUAUGCUGUAUACACAGAGUAUCCUAUUUUCACCGAAUGUUUCUCAAAAUUCUUCGAUCAAAUCAUUGUCGAUCUGUUUUCUUUUUUUGUUUUACGAAAAUUUCAAGAUAUAUAUAUAGUUCUCGAGUUAUGAAUGAUCGAAAAAGGAGAUGUCUUUUCUCGAAAGUUAAUUUGAGUUGUAUACAGAUUGAUUUUUAAUGCGCUUAUUUUUUAAAUUAAUUUUUAUUGUAUAAUUACGUAACAUAAAGUAACGAUGUCCUCGAAAGAAUGCUCUUGUAUGCGCAUGUAGAUUUAAAUCGUAACACGAUUAAUUCAUUUGUCUUUCUUCAAUUCCAUUAUGUUGAUAACUUCCGAAAGUUUUUGUAAGAAAUAUUGGCGAAGAUUUAACUUUUUGCAUAAAUAUUAAAAGUAAAACGAUUAAGAGACUGAUUGAUACAUUUACCCAGGCAGCAAGGUGACGUCUAAAGACGUCAUUGAGACGUCAUUAAGACAUCCAUAGAUGUCUUAAUGAUAUCUUAAUGACGUCACCUUGCUACCUGGGUAACUUUUUAUUUACGGCGCUCUGUGUAUGUGUAUGUGCGUUAGGUGAACUGUUUAUUGGGUAAACUUAACGUGCGCGUACACGCACACAAACAUAUGUAAGAAUAACUAUAUGUUAUUUAUGCGUACGUGUGUGCGAGAUUAUUUAUAAUAGAUAAAAUGGAUGCAUAGCAGGAUACUAACGAUGACGACUGCCGUAAUUAAGAUAAUAAGUAGUGUCGGUUACACACACACACACACACAUAUACACAGCAUAUAUAUACACACACAAUUUGUAUAUAUAUGUAUGUAUAGAAAACAAAAAUAUCUAUUCCAAGUCCCACACUGUGUAUAAUCGCUAUUAGAGAUAUUGUUCUAUCGUGUACAAUUAUAUUUACUAUUUAAGGGAUUAUUAUUAUGAUUAUUCUAUAUUCGCGGUUAUCGAUAUCUUGUUGAGAUUUCAAAUUACGAAACAAACAAGAGGAUUUUUAUAGUAAGAUAAGGAAAGAAUUAUGCCACUUCUCUUAUAUCUAUGUACAACUUUGUAAUAAACCGAUUUAUUUGUAA
Odontomachus brunneus is the source of this 6114-nucleotide messenger RNA. Its product is annotated as SIN3-HDAC complex-associated factor. Lineage: Eukaryota; Metazoa; Arthropoda; Insecta; Hymenoptera; Formicidae. Gene Ontology annotation, biological process: negative regulation of cell migration. The record is from RefSeq and is a predicted model, not a curated record.